Perca fluviatilis (European perch) is the source of this 3640-nucleotide messenger RNA. RefSeq names its product ferroxidase HEPHL1. Gene Ontology annotation, molecular function: ferroxidase activity; copper ion binding. Lineage: Eukaryota; Metazoa; Chordata; Actinopteri; Perciformes; Percidae. Bases 1 to 3330 code for a protein of 1109 amino acids. Gene Ontology annotation, cellular component: plasma membrane. Gene Ontology annotation, biological process: iron ion transport. The record is from RefSeq and is a predicted model, not a curated record. The transcript has 21 exons.
AUGGCAAAGGCUUUGGGGCUGUUUGCGAGUUGUUUGUUGUUUGUUCUCUCCUCCGGUGUGGAAGGGAAGCGCAGCAGUGAGAGAGUUUACUAUGUGGGGAUCAUUGAGGACUUUUGGGAUUACGCACCAAGUGGGAAAAACUUGCUUAACGGGCAAGACGUCGAAAAUGAUGAGCAUGCAUCUGUGUUCCUGGAAAGAGGACCCCACCGUAUUGGCCGUGUUUAUAAGAAGGCCAUGUUCCGACAGUACACAGAUGCUACGUACAGCCGCCUGGCCUCCCGACCUGUCUGGUUGGGCUUCCUGGGCCCCAUACUGCGAGCUGAGGUUGAUGAAACUAUUGUGGUCCACCUGAAGAACUUUGCAACCAGAAACUACUCUAUGCAUCCUCAUGGAGUUUUCUAUGAGAAGAAUACAGAGGGGGCGCUCUAUCCAGAUGGGACAUCAAACAAGCUGAAGGGGGAUGACUCUGUUCCUCCGGGAGGCAUCUACACCUACCGCUGGGAGGUCAGACCAGAAUAUGCCCCCACGGAUGACGAUGCCAACUGCCUGACCUGGAUCUACCAUUCUCACUGGGAAGCCCCCAGGGACAUCGCCUCAGGACUUAUCGGGGCUCUGCUCACCUGCAAAAAAGGAAUCUUAAAGGAGACAAACGAUCCAGUCCAGGGUCAGACAGAGCCAGAGUCUGUUUUAGAGUCAGUUCGAAAUGAUGUGGACCAGGAUGUCUUCCUGAUGUUCAACGUGGUGGAUGAAAACAAUAGUUGGUACGUGGAGGACAACAUUCAGAAGUGCACUGAUCCAGCUGGAGUUGACCAGGAAGACCCAGACUUUAAGGAGUCAAAUCUAAUGCAUGCUAUUAAUGGCUACAUGUUUGGUAACCUGCCCGGAAUCGAGUUAUGCCAGCACCGUGCAGUAUCCUGGCAUUUGUUUGGCAUUGGUAACGAGGUGGACAUUCAUACUGCCUUUUUCCAUGGGAAUACACUGCUGGACCGCGGCCACCGCACCGACGUCCUCAGCCUGUUCCCAGCCACGUUUGCUACAGCUAAGAUGGUCCCGAAAGCAUCAGGAAAGUGGUUGCUGACCUGCCAGGUUAAUGACCACUUACAGGCUGGAAUGCAGGCCUUUUAUGAAGUGAAGUCAUGCGGCAGUGAGGCCGGCUCUACAGUGAUGGCUGGCGUUGUGAGGAAUUACUACCUGGCAGCAAAGAAAGUCCUGUGGGGCUAUGGUCCCUCAGGAAGGGAUCUGAUUAAUAAUGUAUCCCUCACUGAGCCUGACAGUGCAUCAGAGGUUUAUUUUGGCAGAGAUGGUGGAAGGAUUGGAGGUGACUACAUGAAAGUGAUAUACGAAGAGUACACAGACAAUACCUUCACCACCACAAAGCCACAAACACCUGAUACUCAACACUUAGGAAUAUUAGGUCCAGUCCUGAGGGCAGAGGAGGGAGACACUCUCAGAGUGACAUUCAUGAAUAAAGCUGAUAGAAACUACAGCAUCCAGCCUCAUGGCCUGAACUAUGAUAAACACUUCCAAGGAAGCAACUAUGAAGAUGGUGUUGACAAGCCAGGCUCUCACGUUGGUCCAGGAGAGAAGUUCACCUACACCUGGCAGGUGCAAGAAGGUCCAUCUUCAUCUGAUACUGCCUGUAUCCCCUACUUAUACUACUCCGCCACUGAUCCCGCCAAGGACACUAACUCUGGGUUAGUGGGACCUCUGCUUGUGUGCAAGAAGGGAACGCUGGGAGAGAACGGAACCCAGAAGGGUCUGGAUAAGGAGUUCUUCCUUCUGUUUUCUGUCAUGGAUGAAAACAUGAGCUGGUAUUUGGAGGAGAAUAUUGAGAAGUUUAGCAGCAACGACACAGAUCCAGAGAGCAAUUUGAUGCACGCUGUAAAUGGACGCAUGUAUGGGAACCUUCAGGGAGUGGAGAUGUGUGCCGGGGACAAAGUUAUGUGGUACACCUUUGGGCUUGGUACAGAGGUGGACAUCCAUGGUAUUUAUUUCGAGGGGAACACCUUCAAGAAGCAGAGCACAACACGUGACACUCUUAGCCUGUUCCCUCACACCACUGCUACUGUCGCCAUGGAGCCAAACACUCCUGGUAUGUAUGAGAUAAGCUGCAGAGUAACAGACCACUACUCAGCUGGCAUGAGGCAGCAGUACCGAGUAAACCUGUGCCCACAACACAAAUUGAAGCUCACUAACACAGAACAGCCAACCAAGAUUGUGCAGUAUUUUAUUAGUGCUGAAGAAAUAGAGUGGGACUUCUCACCUGAGAGAGACUGGGAGCUGGAGAAACACCACGGCAAAUUAGAGGACAGUCCAGGCAAUAUAUUUGUGGCGAAAGGAAAAGACAGAAUUGGCUCGCGCUAUAAGAAAGUGGUGUAUAGAGAAUACACCAGUGACACCUUCAGAGUUCAGAAGAAACGACAGCCCAACCAACAACACUUGGAAAUUCUAGGUCCAAUAAUCAAAGCAGAGGUAGGAGAGCAGAUUGUGAUCACAUUCAAGAACAAAGCCAGUCGGCCAUACUCAAUUGGCGCACAUGGAGUGAGGGCCAGCGGCGCACACAUUCCUGUCAAACCUGACCACAUAAUGGAGAUGACGUGGGAUGUUCUUAAAAGCUCUGGUCCAGGGGUCUCAGAUCCUAACUGCAUCUCUUACGCUUACUAUUCCAAUGUUGACUUCAUUAAGGAUCUGUACAGUGGUCUUCUGGGGCCUCUGGUGAUAUGCAGGCCCGGGACCCUGCAGCACGGCGAGGGGCCCGACAGACAGAGGAGUGACGUGGAAAAGGAGUUUGCUCUGCUCUUUAUGGUGUAUGAUGAAAACCAGUCCUGGUACUUGGACGACAACAUCAGAACAUACCUUGGCGUUGACCCGCAUUCCUUCAUUCCAGAUGAAGGCUUUGAGGAGAGUAACUUAAUGCACGGGAUCAAUGGUAAACUGUAUGGUAACCUCCAUGGACUGGUGAUGAUGGAAGGCCAGAAAGUUGACUGGUAUCUACUGGGCAUGGGCAACGAAGUGGACCUGCACACUGUUCAUUUCCACGCUGAAACUUUUACCUACAAGACGGACCUUGUGCACCGUGCAGACGUCUUUGAUCUUUUCCCCGGGACUUUCCAGACUGUGGAGAUGGUUGCUGGGAACCCAGGGACUUGGUUGCUCCACUGUCAUGUGAGUGACCACAUUCAUGCUGGCAUGGAGACCACUUUCACCAUCCAAGAAUACUCCUCAGAUGAAAACUUCUCAGAUGCUGCAGCGCCAGGAACUGAAGGCUCCAUUAAGACGUUGCUGCUCUCACUGGCACUUGGCCUCAUGGCUGUAGGUGGACUGCACUAAUGAAGGGACUGGGCUGUGUGUAACCAUAACUGUGGUUAUUAAUGUACUUGAAAAAAUCCAGGGAUAGAAUCACUGUUUCAUGUAUUUUUGACAUUAUGUAGUAAAAACCAAGAAAUGAUCAGACACAAUAUAGCAAGGGCUGUACAAUCACGUAUAAAGUUGAGUUCUUUAAAUUUCUUAGGACUAAAAGAAGCAUUGUAUAUAUGUGGAUUAUUUCUAUUUUCAGUCAUGUGUUUAACGUUUUGCAAAUCAUUGAUGUACCAAACAUUUGAUUCCAUUUAUGAAUGUGCAAUAAAGACAUUUAUUCAAC